Molecule: messenger RNA, 942 nt
Organism: Verticillium alfalfae VaMs.102
Lineage: Eukaryota; Fungi; Ascomycota; Sordariomycetes; Glomerellales; Plectosphaerellaceae
Exons: 3
Coding region: 1-942 (313 amino acids)
Biological process (GO): positive regulation of transcription by RNA polymerase II
Cellular component (GO): nucleus
Molecular function (GO): transcription cis-regulatory region binding; zinc ion binding; DNA-binding transcription factor activity, RNA polymerase II-specific
Source: RefSeq, a predicted model, not a curated record
AUGCAUCCAAGUGCUGGUUGUUUGCCGUGUAAGUUGCGCAAGAAGAAGUGCGAUGGAGCAAAGCCGAUCUGCCGGGGCUGCCAGCGCAAUUACCUUGUCUGUGUCUGGCCCCCGACACCGCAGGUUCGUCCGCCUCGCAAAGGAGGGAUGCCCUCCUCCACCUUGACCAUCUUUGCUGUCGAGCCCCAGGGUCGCCUACGGAAGCACACCCGGGCGAAGAAUGAGUCUGAAACGGCAAGGCGGCAUGCAAGGCUUCUCAAAAAAGAUUUGACCUCUAUCCCGCGAACCCUGCCAUCUCAUGGAUCGCUGAGACCUGAGUCGAAGUUUCUCCUCGACCAUUACCUCCACCGGACGGGCAAGAUGGCAUCUGCUCACGUCGGCACCUACACGCCCUUCACCGAUGCAUUACUGCCUAUUGCUCAUGCAUCUGCGAUGCUGCUCGACUCCGUCCUGACUUUCAGUUCCUUUCAUCUCGCGGCCAGCAGCCCUAGCAAUACCACGGUGAACACGCUGGAGCAGCAGGCUCUCGCUCUACGAAGCCUCAAAUAUGGCAUCACUCGGUACUCUCGUGGCGAUGAGGACUUUGGGAUACCACUAUUUCUUUCCAUGCUGUUACUUUGCUGUGUAGAGCUUGCCAACGGCGGCGAAAGUGGAAGCUCAUUCCAACAUCUGACCGCCCUUCGAAACCUAGCCCCCAACAUCCUCAGCCGCCUGAACGAAGUACCACAGGAUUAUAAAGAUGCUGUAGUCUUUGGCAGAGAGCUCUACGCCUACUUCCUGCUCUCGCGUGCAUCUGUCAUCCUGCGGACACAACCGACGCCAGCGUGCUUGACGAGUCAGCUUCCGUCUACUACGAAAUUUCAGCAUCGGGCUAUACAGGUGCUCUCUUCGGCUGUUCGGAUGCACUUUUCCGCCUCAUUCCGCAAGCUGUCGCUCUCUUGA